This is a messenger RNA of Mizuhopecten yessoensis (Yesso scallop), 4360 nucleotides long. RefSeq lists its product as uncharacterized. Lineage: Eukaryota; Metazoa; Mollusca; Bivalvia; Pectinida; Pectinidae. Gene Ontology annotation, molecular function: NEDD8 transferase activity. The transcript has 2 exons. Gene Ontology annotation, biological process: protein neddylation. The record is from RefSeq and is a predicted model, not a curated record. Gene Ontology annotation, cellular component: nucleus. The coding region runs from base 366 to 1787 and encodes 473 amino acids.
AAACGGGACUUGGGUAAGUCUAACUAGUAAUUUCCAUGGGAUUUCAUCAUCGCAUGCAGAGAGAAAUACUAUUCGAUACCCCUUGGACUAUUGCCUUGCAAGACUAAUAAUAACUCCAGAGAGAUCCGGUUCAUGAUUGCACAAGCUCACGGUAAUAUAUAUUUUUAGAAUCGGCCCGACUAAAGCCUAUAUCAAGGAACUUUCCAGCGGCCUUUCAGUGGUAUUCAGACGUUGACAGCUACAGAGGAACAACGUAACAACUAUAUCAUGCGAUUAGGUAAACGGAAAGCACACGAAGUCAACGUUCUGGUACACACACAUAAAAUCAACACAAAGUUACGGUAGCCGAUUGUUAACAGGUCAAAAUGACAAAGAAACGAACAUUCCUGAGGGACGUCAACUCCCUGAUAAAGUCCGUCGGGAGUGUGACAGCUGACCAGGUCCAGGUCUUGGUGGAUUCCCUAGAAGGGGAGGAUGUGGAAAACGAGCGACAUCACGGGUCCAUCAAAGUAGAAGUGGCUCCGUCAGAUGGGGCCUACAAAGGGGGCAAAUUCGAGUUUGAGAUCUAUGUGGUUAACGAGUACCCGGAAUGUCCACCAGAGGUGCGCUGUCUCACGGAGAUAUACCAUCCAAAUAUUGACACAGAUGAUUCAGACGAUGCUACAAAUAUCUGUGUCAGUCUGCUAGAGUCCGGAGAGUGGGACCCUAACAUGACCCUUGAGCACUGCAUACAGGCCGUUCUCUUCCUUUUCUAUAACCCAAACUGGGGCGACGCCCUGUCUCCGCUCUUCUCACCUGACCUUACUGAAACUGAUUUUGAAGAAAAUGUAAAAAUUUCCAUAGAGGGAGGGGAUAUUGAAGGACGCGUUUUUGAAAGAAAUUAUGGUUUUGUUGUCUCUGACAAUGUUGCAAACAAUGCUGAUGGGGCAAAAUUAACCAAUCAGGAAAUUGAGCUAAACAACAUUAACAAUGCCUUAAACAAUGUGACAAUGGAAAAUGAAACAAGUGAUCAUGAGGUAAUACCAACUGAGACUCAGACAACAGAAUCAGAAGCAAGGGUUGUAGCAGAAGAAAAUCCUGUUGAAAACAAUGUUCCUGCAUGUGAAACUGGCCAUGUGAACAUUGUAAUUCCGGCUACACAGGAAGUGGACCAAGCUGUACAGGAAGUGGAUCCAAUUACACAGGAAAUUGUUGGACAGGAAGCAGAACAAUUAGAAACCGGUCUUGUUGCAAUAUCUUUAUCAGACAAUGAAGCCAUCCUAGAGAAAACUCAGACAGAUUCUACCUCAGAAGAAACAUCGGAGCUCAUCACAAACUCGGGGGAAGUACAUGUAAAUGUUACAGAAAACGAGGUCAAUACAGACCAAGGGGAGAUAAUCAAAUCGGACACCGUUGAUAACAUUCUUAGUGCAAUGAUUUUAGAUUUUUCUGCUAUGCAGAAUUUAAAGACAGAUAAACAAGGUGGUUUUCUACAUAGAAGUUUAUCAGUUGGAGAUUCUCCGCGUGGAAACACCGUCAAGUUAGACAGGAAUGCAAUGGUUGGUGUCAGUAUUGAAACGGACAAUAAAUCGGGGGUUUGUUUAGGAACAAGAGAGGGUGAGAAUUUUUGUGACGUAAGGACAGAUAAAACUGACAUGGCUCAUGAUUCUGGGGCCACACAUCCGUUCAUAGUUGAUGACCUGCAACAGUUGUUGCCUGCUGAAGUGACUCGUACAGAUAAGGACCCGAGAGUUACCUCCCAUGACUCGUGCUGUGGAAAUGAUGUUGUAUGUUGUAAUGUAUCGUAGGCUGAGCUUAUGAAUUGUAUGUAUGUGACUGACCACUCAGUAUACCAAUAGCUGUGUAUGUAACUUCUCAGUGAGCACAGGAAGGUGACUGUAUGAGAUCGGUCAGUCAGCCCAGGAAUGGCUGUAUGUAACCAGUCUGUUGUCCAAUGAGUGGCUAGUUGUGGCUGAUCAGUCGGUCAAUGAAUGGCCAGGGUGUGACAGGUCAAUCAGCCCAUGACUGACUUUAUGUGACCAGUGACACUUUAUGUGACCAGUGACAGUUGGUGCAGGAACGGCUGUGCAAGCGACAAGUCUGUCAGUAUGGAAGUGAUUAUGUGUGUGUUUGGGAAAUGUGUGACCUGUCAGAAGCUAUGCAUAUAUAUGUACGUAGUUGCAGUAUAAGUUGGAUUGGAGUAUGUGUGCAUUUAAAAGUAAAUGUAUCGUGAAACCUUUGUAUUUGCAAACAGAAGCGUUUUAUUUCACUAGAUAUUCAUCGAUCUACUGUCAAAUCUAUAUAAAUUCAUGACCCUGUGUUAAAAUUUUGUGAUAUUUUUCUGAUGUUAAAUGACAUCAUGUGAUAUUUUAAUACUCAUCUUCAGUAGAUCUUUACUAUAUAACCACACUUAAUCUCAUUCCAUGCAUUAUUAUAUUAUGGAUAUUUUUUAUAUAUAUCUUUUCUAAUAAUUUACUAUUUUUCAUACACCUUUCCUUAUAAAUCUGAGUUUCCUCUUUCCCUACCAAAUACAGUAUUUAAUGCCAACCAUAUUUUUUUCAUUACUUUUAACUCAUUCACUCCUAUAUAAUUAAACUGGACUUACCUAGUCUUUGAUUUGGUAAGGUUCAACUGUGUUUUUAGGGGUGAAUGGGUUAAACAAGCACUAUACAAUUUGUAGUGAACCAUCAAAGGGAGACAACUCGGACUGCCUUAAGCAGUGGUUUGUGUUAUACCUGGUAAUCUCUGUUUAUUAUAUAACAUAACCAUGUCCAUGUAAAAUAUGUCUUCAUAAUAAAGACAGAUAUUUUGGAAGCAACAAGUGAGAACCGUUUCAGGAAAAUGACAAUUAACAUACAAUUUUGUACAGAGAGGACAAUAUGAUAAUCACAGGAUUUUGUACAGAGAGGACAAUACAGCUAUGCUAUAUGAUAAUCACAGGAUUUUGUACAGAGAAGACAAUACAUCUAUGCUAUAUGAUCAUCACAGGAUUUUCAGUAAAUUACAAUCAAACCUGCUUGAGAGACCAACUUUAUUAAUUUACUACCUGUGAUUUGCUCACUCACCCCUGACAUUUCAUAAUGAACUAUUCCAACCUUUGAAUUGGAAGAGUUCAAAUGUGUCUUCAGGGGUGAAACAGUUAAGAGGCAACCCUGAAUUAAAGAUAAUUUUAUGGACUUAGGGAGGGUGGUCUUUUCAUACAUGUUUGACUGUAAUUAUAGCCCCUUUUAUACAUAUCCAUGACAUCACAAUUUACAGUUUCACAACCACUUUUUUUGUACUUCAGUAGCCUCAUUUUAUGCUAGGGUUGUCCUGAUAAUGGCUAUUUAGUGAUCUAAAGUUGUCAACUAAGAAUGCACAGAAGCUGGUCUGUAGCAUCAAACUUCCUUAUUUUUGAAGUAAGAAGUUUUUGUAUAAGGAAAUGAGUCCUGGGAAUUCUUAGAAGGAGGGCUUGAUUUUAUGAACCGUUGUUUUCUUCAUACCAGUCACUUCACCAAGUGCUAGAUCAUACAAUGUUUGUUUAUAAUACAGAAAAAAAUUGUUGACAAAAUACCAUAUAUUCUGGUUUUCUUUUUACUGUGUUCAUGUUUUCAUUUAUAAUUCAAAUGAAUUUAAAAGCAAUACAUAUGCACAAAUUACAUGUAUAUGUGUUUUAAAAUUAUGAAUUAGGUGACGGGUAUGUCUAGGCUCAACAGGUUGUUCAAGAGACUGCCCUAUGGCCUAUUGGGUUUGUGCUGUAUUCAUUCUAAUAAUCACCCAAUACCAUGUAAGAGCUUCCAUCUUGUUGCCGCAAUCUACCAACAUACAUUGUUCUGUAAAAACUUGCCUUUUUAGGGGAAAUUUGAAAGGUUUUCAUUCUAAUUUUCCCAAAUUACUAAAUGCCAAGGGUGUUUAUUAUGUUGAGUACUGUACAUGAUUUUUUAUAUGGUAAAAAAGGUACAGAAUUACCAACAUAAUUGUGAGAGUGUUAUGAAAGAGAAUGUGAAAGUGAUUGCAUUUUUCUUUUUUUUUUUUAUAUAUAUUUUGCCUAUUAUUUCUUGUGUAUGAGGCAAAUUCUGUUAUAUUAUGUGAUCAGUGUAAAAAGUGACAUUGCUUCACUUCGGUUCCAUUUGUUACCUAUACAUGUGUAAGAGAGUUCGCUUGUUUAUUGAUGAGUUUUAUGAUCAUGAAAUUUGAUCAUUUUCCUAGCUGUUAUCAUUCAGAACCAUUCAAAAUGGCUUAAGUAAAUGUAAUAGGAAAGUAGUGUUUGUUAUUGUUUGCUAAACAUAUAAAUUAUUGUAUGCAUGAAGUUUUUAUUACUUAGUUAAGCUUUUAUACAUUAACAAGCUGAAAAUGUUGAUGUGUGAUGUGAGCUUACACAUAUAAAAUAAAUACAAAACAA